UUAAUUUAAUUAUCUUCGCAACUCGACGUGUAUUUCGUAAAAGUUGGCCGUCAUCAGCCGUCAUUUUGUUAUAUUUGUGUAUUUUGUCGGCAAUUUUAUGUGAUUAAGCGUAAAAAAUGGCUAAAUUGGUCGAUAUAUACAAUUGCGAAAAGGAGCCUGUUAUCAAACGUCGACAAUUACCACUUACUAUUUACGAAAAUCUAACUAUGAUUAUGGAUCUAAAUACGAUGGGCCUUAUUUGUGACAACCCUCAAGUGAAAGGUCGCGAGUACGAGGAGUUCAUGCGCAAGUACAGAAUCCUUACGACCGACGAACUGAAAUCAGCCCUAAGGGUCGACGCGUCCGAUAUAUUUAACGUUUUAAAUCAAAGCAUUCCGUGUGUUGGCUGCCGGAGGAGCGUUGAAAGACUCUUUUACCAGUUAUGCAAAUCAGGACACCCAACUUUAGAUCCACUUAUUAUGAGCACAGAUGAAAUUAUGACAAUCAGAGAAGACAAAAUAAUACAUUCACAGUCACUUGCUACCUUGUUAAAUGGUCACAGCACUGGCAUUGAAUGCCUAAUCCUCAGUCAACCGAGGUGGAAGAAGUCUCAGCGUUGCACUUUACAUUCGCUCGAAGCUGGCACAGCGAGGGGCUGGGGCGCCACAUCCACGUGCGGUUGGGGUUGGGGCGCCUGGGGCUGGGGGGGCAGAGCCGCGUGGCGCGCCGCCUGGGACGCUAUGAGGACUUCGGCCCGAGAACAUGUCACCCUGGUCCACUUCAACACGUUACACGACACCCUUCACAACUAUCUCAGGAAACACAGAUUCUGCGCUGAUUGCAAGACUAAAGUAUUGAGGGCUUAUCAGUUAUUGGUGGAAGAGAAAGAACCGCAUAAGGAAAAGGGAUAUGUGGGAGCGUUGUAUGGUGGCAUCAAACGUUGCUUGUUAGACAAACACCUACACUUGCAGGCUAAGACGGACUACAUAGCUCACCUCAUAGCUAGGGCGGAACCAGAGCUGCUAGGGAACCAUCGCGAAAGACACGCCAAGACUUUGGAGAUUGCACAGGAAGAGGUCUUGAUAUGUCUCGGAAUAUGCAUCUACGAGCGUCUUCAGCGUAUCUCUCUCAGGCUGCGCGAGGAGGAGGGCACCUGUCAGACCCUCGCAGCGGUCGCAGUAGAAGCACUUUACCGCAAGUUCGAGACCGCGGUGGAGCUGAAGAGUGGCGUGUCCAAACUCCAGCUGCUCUACGAAGAGAUCACCCAGGAGGAAGUCACCCGGCAGCAGAGGAAAGAACAGAAAAAACUCAAACGGCGCAAGAAGAAGGAACGACAAGCAGGCGAAGGAAAGUGCAAGGAAGCAGACUCGGAGGAACCUGAAGAAAAGUGCCAAUGUGAAGAAUGUCUACUUGAAGAGAGAGACACACCAACAGACUUGUUAACACCGACCGACUACAACCAGUGCUACGAGGGCUCGCUGAUACAGUCCAACGACAGUUGCCAAUCCUGUCAAGAGGACUACACCAAACACUGUUCGCCCAAGAAAUUAAGCAAGCAACGAGCCAAAAAUGGAAAUCUAUCUCCCAACGAACACCAUGACUGUGGAUAUUCUUCAGGAAACAAUGUUGGUUGCUGCGGUGAGACACUGUCGGGCUCGUCCUCCCUUAUGAGUUCUCCAGAAGGUUCUGAAGUCGCUUGUUCUGAAGGAUUCUGCAAUCACGAAAGAGGGGAUUGUUUGGACAAUAAAAACGAUAAGAACAUGUCGUGUCACAAUGGUUUCACGCUGUCACUGCAAGAAAUGCUGGACACAUGUUCAUCAGACGAAGAGCAGGACACCAGUUAUAUUCCUCUAGAAGAAGUGUUGGAGUUUAAAUCACGAAUAAACAUAACAGAGAAAAGGCAAGAGCUCAGACAGAAUUUAAGGCAGAAAUUUGCCCAGUUCUGUGUGAACCCGCAGACACAACCAGUUCAACAGAAGCCAGGUGGCAAACAUCCUGCAUAAUCUGUGCUGAGAUACUGUUACAUUCAAACUGCACACACAUUGAAAUCAGUAGAAAAAAAAUUGCAUUACAAAGAAAUAAUUUAAAAUUUAAUUUUAUGUAUAAUAUUAGUUUAUUUUAUUCCAUAUUCACAUUGUUAUAUGCAUGAUAGAAAGCUAAACUGUAAGCUUUCCUUGUAACAAACUAGCGACCAAUAUUAGUGGGCUUAUGUUACAAUAAAGAUUAUUGGUUAUUAUUCCAAGAAAAGGCUUUUCUUAAUAAAUCAAUUCCUAAUAAAAAUCAUGUUCCUGAAAUUAAAUUAAGUUCAAUAAAAUAUUUGAAGUUUGUCACACAAAAUAUUGUAUUGAAUUUUGAAAAAAGGAAAAGGUGCUUAUAGGAUAUGUAUUUGAUAUAUUGUAAUAAUUAACAGCAUGUAAUAAUUAUAAGUUAAAAUAAAGUGCAUGUUUGAAUGAUUUCAACCUGUUUAUGAUAUUAUCAAUUAUAAUCGACUGGCAAUAAAUAUCCAGCAUUUAAUAAAUAUUUACUAUUAAAAAAAUAUUAAAAGGCUUUGUAAUAAAAUAUAGUAGCAUUUUUGAUCAAAUCAUGUUAUUUUCAUGCUUUAUGUGACUCAGUCUUAUGUGGUACACAAUAGAUUAUUAUUUUUGCUCAUUAUAAAAAUGCUAGAACAUCAAAUUGUUAGAAGUUGUAGUGGCUACUUUGUCACUGUAACAAAUCUGAACAUUUGUAACUCAGUUUUAAAUAUACUAUCAAGUCUAAA
Molecule: messenger RNA, 2737 nt
Organism: Bicyclus anynana (squinting bush brown)
Lineage: Eukaryota; Metazoa; Arthropoda; Insecta; Lepidoptera; Nymphalidae
Product: gametogenetin-binding protein 2-like
Exons: 8
Coding region: 117-1982 (621 amino acids)
Cellular component (GO): cytoplasm; nucleus
Source: RefSeq, a predicted model, not a curated record